This is a messenger RNA of Apis cerana (Asiatic honeybee), 2097 nucleotides long. Its product is annotated as sodium/bile acid cotransporter 7. The record is from RefSeq and is a predicted model, not a curated record. Lineage: Eukaryota; Metazoa; Arthropoda; Insecta; Hymenoptera; Apidae. Gene Ontology annotation, cellular component: plasma membrane.
AUAUUUUUUUUAAUAAAAAUUUAAUUUUAAUAAAAGAAUAUAUAAAAAUAUUUUUUUGUAACUACGCAUGCGUAAGAAAAUGAAAUCGGAUUUUCUUAAUACAUUUUGAUACGAUAUGCAUCAAAGUAUUGUAUUAUCUAAAUAGUUAAUUGUCAAAAAUAAUAGACAUUUAGAACAACUAAAUACAUAUAAAAAUAUUCGUGAUUAAUGAUUUUGAAGUUUUUCAACAAAUAUUAAUGAAUUGUAACGAAAAGUUUAAAUAUAUUUAUUACGGUCAUGUCAUAAUUUUUCAUUUUUUAAAAUAGAAUUUUUGAAUUUAACAUCACACACAACAAGUGUAAAUAUAUAAUUAUGUUUGAAUGCAAGUUUAAUUUGCACAAAACAUUAUUAUUUUGUAUAUAUAUUUCAUUCAAUAAAAAAAAAAUUGAAUAAUACAAAUUUUAGAAUAAAAAACUUAUUAUUAAAAGAAUAUCAUUGCAUUUUAUAAAUUUUAAAAGUAUUGCUUUAAUUUAGAUGCAUUUAUAUAUUUAAUUUUAUAUUACAUUAAUUAAAUUAUGAAUUUUACAGGAAUUUUAAUGAUAAAAAAUAGCAUAGAAUAAUUAAUAAAUGUAUGAUUUAAUACAGUAUUAUAGACAAUAAGAUUUUCUUUACUUAAUAUUUUAAGCAUGUUUAAAUAGGAUUAUAGUAAAUAUAAUAUUUUAUGCAAAUGUGCACGUAUAAAUUCUUGUAUAAAAAGAAGACAACGCAUGAAAUUUCUUCAAAGAAGAGUCAGAAAAAAACUGGUUGCUUGUAGGCUGAUAUAAUUUUAUAAAAAUGGCAUGCAUAAAAUUAAGUAAAAAUGCAAGAAAAUUAUAUGCAAGAUAUUCAACCAAAAAAAAAACAAAAUGAACUUUUAUAUAGAUAUGGAUAUUUUUUAUUAAUGCUUUUGUGUAUGAUGCUUGCUUCUGUUAAACCACAUUUUGGUAAAACAAAUGGUAUUCUGAAUGGAAAUGUUAUCAUUCGAUAUUUUGCUAUUCCUUUAACAUACUUAGAAGCAGGUUUAUUGUGUGAUCCAAAAACGCUUUAUUUAACAUUAAGCAAUGGUUCUCUUUUAAUAUUUACAAUGACUUUCAUAUAUAUUUUAAUGCCUUUUCUUAUGAGACUUGGAGUAUGUUUAUUGACUUAUGCCAAUGUCAAUGUGUGGUUAUUAAAAGGAAUGGAAGUACUUUAUUGCAUGCCACCUCCAUUUAAUACAAGUUUUGUAUUAUGUCGAUUAGCACAAGCAGAUUUAUCAACAAGCAUUGUGAUUACUUUAGUAUCUCAUUUUGGAGGAUUAUUUAUAUCUCCUAUAUUAUUAUAUUUUGUGUUAGGAGCAUCUACACCACCUUUGGUUGGUAUAAACAUAAAAGAAACCAUUUAUAGUACUAUUAUACCACUAAUUAUUGGUAUUGCAAUUCAAAUUAUUAUUUUAAAGUACAAUAUUUGUCCAAAAAUUAAAUCAUCUUGGUUUUCUCAAGGAUUAUUAUUAGCUACAGCAUAUCAUUGGUUUUGUGAUGCAUUGUUAGUAGAUGCAUCAUCUUUGCAAGCUUCUGAUGUAUUAUUAUGUGUAUUAAUUGCCUGUGCGGGACAACUAUUUGUUAGCUGCUUAUGUUGGAUUUUGUGCUCUCGAUGGUUACCUCGAAAUAUCUUACUAGCUACACUUUUUACAAGUACUCACAAAUCAGUUGGUCUUGGUAGCUGGAUUUUACGUGGUGCUUAUCAUGGUUCAGCUCAUGGUUCAGCUGUAAAUUUACCAUUGUCAAUAUUACCAGUUGCACAAUUAUUAUUAGUAUAUAUUGAAACAACUAGUGUAAAAUUAUGCACGAAUAAGUUUUUUCAAUUCUAAUCAACUUAGUUUCAUUGAUAUUUGAUAAAAGAAAAUCAUGACAAUUAUACAAUACACUGUACAUCAUUACAGGAACAAUUUUAAAUAGUACAUUAAGUGAAAGUAAAAAAGAAAAACCAAUUACACUACUUCGAAGCGUUAUACGCUAUAUCUUACUUGGUAAUUAUAUAAUAAUAAAUUGUAUUUGUAUCUUACAAGUUAUAAAUAUAGUUUCUUCACUUUCGAUUGUAAAA